AUGAGUCGAAUGCGCUUGAUGGUGUUGACGUCCGUGGCAGCUUGCGCUCUCCUGGGAUCCCCAAGAAGCUUCCUGGCGUGCGAGAAUCGUCCUGGCGCGCGCCGGCCUCUGUCUGGGCGCAGAGCAGCCGCGCAGGAGUUGGAAGGGGUGCGCCUGCACGCCUGCCGUGCGGUGCUCCACCUGAGCAUUGUCCCACAACCUGCGCCUUCCAGCGCUGGCAUCCCGGGACCGGGCCUUCCCCCUGGUGUGCUCUCUCUGAAUUUCCUGGGUUGGACCAUUGGUGGCAGUUUUGCCAUUGAGUGGGAUGAGAGCCCCUUUGGCAAGUACAUGGAGGUCGGCCUCCUGAGCAGUCUCGUACUAGCUGCGGGCGCCUGGGGUGCUUGGGCCUCUCAUGUUUGGGUGGACAGCACUUCUUCGUGCGAGGGGGGCCGCCAGGUGUGGGGAUUGCCCACCUCACAGUGUGACAUCAGCAUGGAGACUUCAGCAGAGGAUGGGAAGGUGCUGGGUUUUGGUUACGCCCCGCUCGUACACAUCGGGGACGGCUGCGGGCCUUUGGGUCGCGUGGAUCGCAGUGCUCGCGUCACUGUGGGCCAUUUGCCUUGGCCGGGCAAGGAUAGCAGCGCAGUCGACGUGACCUUGCCUAACUUGAGUGGUGGACUUUACUUCUCAGAAGACGGCCGGACUGGCUACACAGAUGUCUUGUCCUAUCCUUUGAGGCUCCAGGCCUGUAGCUGGAGAUUGCUGCCCGGUGCCAGCGUUACCGGAGGUAGCGGCAUUGUACCUCGGAUGGAUUUUUCUCGGUGGCUACCACUUUUCAGUAUAGAGCUAAGUGAUGUCCAUGUGGAUGCCGGGGUCCCAAAGAAGCUUGAGGUACAAUAG
This is a messenger RNA of Symbiodinium natans, 879 nucleotides long. NCBI's taxonomy places the organism in Eukaryota, Dinophyceae, Suessiales, Symbiodiniaceae. The record is from the annotation of a GenBank genome assembly.